Zootermopsis nevadensis is the source of this 6920-nucleotide messenger RNA. RefSeq names its product insulin receptor substrate 1 chico (gene chico). The record is from RefSeq and is a predicted model, not a curated record. Gene Ontology annotation, molecular function: phosphatidylinositol 3-kinase binding; insulin receptor binding. Gene Ontology annotation, biological process: insulin receptor signaling pathway. Gene Ontology annotation, cellular component: cytosol; plasma membrane. NCBI's taxonomy places the organism in Eukaryota, Metazoa, Arthropoda, Insecta, Blattodea, Termopsidae.
CAAGAUGGUUGCUGAUGCGUAUAUCUAUAAUUUGUGUGGUUAUAAAAAUUGGACUUUAUUCAGUAGACAGCUAUGUUUGCCAGUGUCUGCAGCUGCUAGAAUGAUAUUGUUAUUGAGUCUAAGAUUUUGAUGAUACUGGAACAAUUAAAUACAUAUUUUCUUAUAGUGAAUUAUUGAUUUUUGUCAUACCACAUUUUCCGUCUGGUAAUGCGUACGUUUUGAGUGUGGAGUGUUAUUAUAGCUUAUGUUACUAGUGUCAUAAGUUUUUUGCCGUUUAUUAACACCAGAGGACAAAAUUGGACCAUUGAUACAUUUGUUUGUUACGAUUAGUAUAAAUUACAUUUCAUUGACCUCGAAUAGUAGUGUUUUGGAUAUUGCGCAGAAAAAAAACCCUGCCCUUGGCAGAAUAGCCUAUUUUCCCACCGAGGUGUCGUGUGUGAUGACAGUGCGACAAGGAAAACAAUUAUAUAAAUUGACUGAAUCAAGCACGACGAAAGAUUAAAGGGCUUGACUACGGUGGAAGAACAAGGAAUUAGCUGUGAUGUCAAAACGUCAGUUUCCCAAUGUUGCAGCCUCUUCGCAGAAACAGAAAAGUUUUAUGCGUAGCUUGCAGAUUUCUUGUGCUGAGUCCCAUGUGGUAACUGACCUAGUUCCAACAUGUCUUUAAUGAAAACUUCUGUCUGCGAUGCUGGUGGACAUUGCUAUGAUGGACGGGGUGGUGAAAUUGUCAAGAUGGGGUAUCUUCGUAAACUCAAGACUAUGAAGAAGCGUUUCUUUAUUCUGCGUGGAGAUUCGUCUGAGGCUUCAGCACGGCUUGAAUACUAUGAGGAUGAGAAGAAGUGGAAGAAGAAUCACUCCCCCAGAAGGGCCAUCUCCCUGAAAACGUGCUUUAACAUCAACCGCCGUCAGGACACGAAACACAAGUAUGUGAUUGCCCUCUACACGAAGGAUGACUGCUUUGGGCUUGUGCUGGACUCUGAGGAGGAGCUGGAAGAUUGGUUGAAGGCUCUUCUCUCCCUUCAGUAUGGGGAGGACAUUGUAGAUGGAGAGGAGCCAAAACCCACAUUUGAACAUGUGUGGCAGGUGACAGUGCUGAAUAAAGGCCUUGGCAACACUCGUAAUAUUCUGGGUCGCCACCUGUUGUGUCUGACUGACAGAAGUCUGUCUCUCGUUAAGCUGAGCCAGGAGGAGAGGGCCGAGACUUAUGAGUUCUCGCUUGUGAGCAUCCGGCGCUGUGGACGCUCUGACUGCUUCUUCUACAUGGAGGUGGGGCGUUCCUCAUGCACAGGUGAGGGAGAGCUCUGGAUGCAGACUGAGGACACAAACAUUGCUGACAACAUGCAUGCUGCCAUCCUUCAUGCUAUGAGUAACAACAGUUCCAAGGAGGAGCAAGUGCCACGUCCCCGCUCUUCAUCCACCAACGAAGUCUCGAAACCCAUCGCCAUGUUGCAGAGGCGCCAGACACAUGUGGGCAACAGUUCUGUUAAAGAAGCUGUACUCCUCACCAGUAGCACCACCCGCGCAAUGCCUACCAACGAGGUGGACUCUCAUGGUCAGCCUCAUCAGGUGUUGUCUGCUGCUAGUAGUUGCCACCACCAUCACCACCACAACCACCGCAUUGUGACCCCACAUCAUCCGACACAGCUGGUACAUCCAUCCCAGAGGAGACAUUCUGUGUCAGCCCUUUCCUGUGUGGGAAGUGGGGGUGCAGGUACCCACCAACGUACCUACUCCUUCCCCCUAUCUGAGCCAGGACCCCGUACCCCUUGGGAAUCUAGGAGAGGGAGCACAGGUCGAACAAACAAGAGAACUUCAGGAAGCAUUAAUGUGCACAGCUCUGGACGUGAGCGUUCAGACAGUGUUCCAUCACGGACGCGAACAAUCAGCGAUGGUCCACACCCUCUGCCACACCUGCACACUUCUCAUAGCCUUUUCCCUAACUCUGGCAACAGUCGGCCGCAUUCAGUGUGCUGGCCAGCAGGGAGUCCUGUCAGUCCUGCAUCGGGUCCAUGCUCAACUGACUCGCCAGGUUCGUCCGUAUCUAUCGAAGAGGGUGACGGAGAAGGUUGGGCAGGCUAUGGACACUCCCUGACACCAGAUGAACCUGUGAUUCUUGAGGAAAACUGCAGUGAUGACAUCGCAUGGCCUGGAUCCAUGUCACUCUUGCUGCCUGUCCGCAAGUUGUCUCCCAGUCAGGUACCCACUAGCAUCAGUGCAGGCUCCCCGAGUCAGGAUGCAUACAGUCUGCACAGCUCAUCACCAUUGGAUCCAUUGGGAGGAUACAUGACCAUGAUUCAGCAUGAUACAGGGACAGGGGUGUCAGAAGCGAGUGCACGUCGGCAUGCACCAAGCUCUUCCAAUCACAGUCAUGCCAGCAGUCUAGCUGAGGAGACACCAAAUGGCUACGUGCCAAUGGCACCUAUGGAUGAUGGCUAUGUGGAUAUGGAACCAGUGCAGCUGGGGCAGAGGUACCAUGGUGAAGAUUAUGCUCGUGGAGAAAUGUCUCCUUCUAGUAGCUGCUCCAUCACAUCUGGAACUCCAUCCACAGAUAUGCGGUUCUCUGAAUACCACUUGGAGAAGGUUAGCUCGUAUUUCACUCCAUCAGAAGAGGAUGAGACAUCGUCGCUGGACCGACCGAUGCGGGCUUACUCUGUUGGCUCUCGUCCAGAUGCAAUGAAACGAACUAACAGGCUGGACAUUGUGAAUCAGACAGAUGCGUUGCGGGUUCGAGCAUUCUCUGUGGGCAGCCGGACAGUGAACAAGCUGAGCUCACGGGCACUGGCAUAUGAUCUGUACAUGACGCGCCAACAUCCUAUGCUCACACCACCACACCACCCAGGGGGUCAUCAUUUGACUCCCACCCCCACUGCAGGAGGCAAGAAGUCUCUGUCUGCCCCACUGCUCUGCAACUCGUGGUCAGGAGGUGGCACAUUGCGUCACCACCUGCAUGGCAGUAGCCACUCAUCUGUGGAGCCAAUGGAUGACCUAAUGGAGAUGGACUUCACACGCAAUUCACGAAUCAAACCCAAGGCAAAUCCUGGUGGCAAUAAAUUGGAAGACCGGACAUCUGUCAUCAAUGGCUAUGUUGAUAUGUCCUCACGUUCCACAGCCUCUAAGCAGGCUGAUACAAAGUCAGGAAAUAUGGUGGCUGCAUCCCCUCCUAAAUCAGUUAUCCCCACAAUCUCUUCAAAGACCAAUGUUGAUUAUCAUGCUCAGAGUCCACCAGUACCCACUCCAGUCAAACUCAUUGGUUCAUCCUCCAUGUCUCCUAAGAAUGUUGGGCCAUAUAUGGAGAUGCGGCCUGGAUCAUCACCACCUGCAAAAUCUUCUGUGGUGCAGCGGAAGACAUCCACAGUAGACCCACCAUUCCCAGAAAUCAAAGUCUUAAGUAGUCAGCCUACAAGUGAUGGUUUAUCUGAUGGUACACAGAACACAAGCAGUCUCUCUCCCUACAUGGAGAUGAAAAGUGAGUUGUACCACCACAGUUUCCCAGUGUCCUCGGGAUGCCAGAACCGGAAGCCAACAUCACCCAUACAGGAGGAGUACAUGGAUAUGGCCAAACCAAGCAGUGUUGAGAGUAGUAUGGGAGUAUCUACUGUUGCACGCACUGCACCAGUGGACACUCCACAGCCAAAGAAACCUCCAGAAGGUUAUGUGGAAAUGGCAUGGACAGGUGGAUCGAAGCCUUCUCACCGCUCAUCACUGGAGACUUACAGGUCAAACAGUGAAGAUUACAUGAACCUCUCAUUUGAAGGACGUGGGAACAGUAAGAGGAAAGAUAAACGAAAGGGUCGGUAUAGUUCCCAGCCAAUUGCCAUUCAGGCUCGGGAAUUGGAGGCUGGGACAGUCACUGGCAAGUCACAAUCUUCAUCCACCAGUCCUGUUUACUCACUGUCUGGCUUGAUAGGUCGCAAGCACUCCAGUGGUACGCCACCAAAAGUCCCACCUCCUGCCUUCCUUCCUUUGGGCCACACAUCUGGCAUCUCUCCAAGCUCAAGUCCCAGUUCCACCCUGAGGCGCACUCACAAUCACAAGGCUAAUCGACGAGACAGUAUAGAGAACACUGGCCUGACCACUCCAACAGGUUCCUCUGUGACGAUAUUCCCAUUCAGUCUUAACAGCCCAGGAUCACCAAUGAAACCUUUCCCAGGACAGCAGCAAAACAAGUCACAGCUGCCACCCUUGGCAACAGCUCCUGGUACAGAUAUAAACUAUGAGCUCUCACGAAAAUGCCUGGUAGAUGCCACUAGUGGCACAGUGCGGCUAUCCUAUCCGGGAGAUCCAUACUCUCCAGAGUCAACCACCACAACUCCAGAUUCCAGCAGCUCAUCAUCCGAGCAACCUACACCUGUUAAUGUAGAGUCAUUAAAUGACUUGAACAAGGUCGAAUCACCCAGAAUCCACAACUAUGUGAACUAUAGCCCUCUCCAUCGAUCAAAAGAAGAGCCAGUGUAUGCCGUGAUGCGGCCUGUGCCAUCACGCAAGAUUUCUGUCCCUGCAAGGGUCAUGAAUUUGAAGACUGAUAGCAUGGACCUUACACCCAUUCCAGAUUCUUGGAAACCACAAAGCACUGCCAUGUUUUGCCUCAGUGAGACAGUCAGUACACCAAAGUUGGUCACCAGCUCCACUGUUGCACCAAACAAGGAAGCAGUCCAAUUUGGUCGGCAGAAUGUCACUGCAUCUGACAACAAAGUUGGCAAGGUGGGGACAAUAGCCUGGCAGCCUUCUGGCUCCAGUACAAGGCCUGCAGAUGCCAGUAACAUUGGCAAGAUCUCCAGGCAGCCAUCUGGCUCCAGCCUGGGGUCUGCUGAGGGUGCCAUCUCUAGACAGCUUUCCAAUUCGAGUGUGGAGUCAGUGGUUGCAGGUCCAGCGUCAUCAGUUUCUGUUGGCUCACCGACUUCUUCCCGCCCCCCAUCUGUGAGCAGUGAACGUGAACUCCACUAUGCCUCAUUAGACCUUGCUCCUAGUGGAUCAGAAGGAGAAGAUGGUUCACGCAGUCCCCAUAGCAUUAAGGCACAAGGAUCUCUCACUGAGUCCUCUACCUCCUCACCUAGCCCCAACCCUGUUAACCAGGGAACAGGGGAAUCAGCCUUCACAUAUGCCGAAAUAGAUUUUGCUAAGAGCGAAGGGCUACGUAAUGUAUCAUAUUCACUCAACAGAAAAUUGCGGCACUGAGGUGCUAAUCGCAUUCCAAGCGGUUUUGCAGCAUCUCUCGAGCCAGUCAGGCUGCACCGUUCAAGUGAUGUGCAAGUUUCAUGUAGGUAGCAAAAUGUUCAGGGCUUAUGUUUCAUUUAUCUGAAGUCUGAUUAUUUUAGUUAUAGCUUGGCCUUACAGGAAGCUACUAGACUGAUUUCAUAGUUCCUGAUAUUGGAUGGACCAGCUUUCUGGUCAUUCCCAUAAAGAUUGUUUCUUUUUUCAUACAGGGUGAUUGUAAAGUAACUUUACUGUUUCCAUGUUCCGUUUCUUUGAGAUGGUAGUGUACAUGUAUUACCACUUUUAUCUUGUUUUUACAACCAUCGUUUUAACCCUUCCCAAGCAGGUAUGUAUGUGAUAUCUGCCAAAUGAUAUUGUGUUGCUGUGUAGUCUAGUAGGUGGUAAUCAAGUACAGUAUACACAACAUCGCAAUCCAGAAGACAGCAACCCACACUUUAUUGCUGUGAGAACCUCAAAUCUGAUAUAUUACAAACGAUGUUUGUGUAAAUUGUACAUUGAUGACCCUUCUGUUGAACACAAUUUUCAUAGCGUUCUCCGCCUGUACAGGAAAUGAGUACCAUAUGGUUUCUUUAUGUUGAACUAAAAAGCAUGACAGGAAAGUAUCCAAGUUCUACCAUGAAUUACCAUAUUUUGUGCAGAACCGUUUCUUGUGCUUCUAAUUUAUUCUCAAGUAAAAAUAAUUCCAUUCAAAGUGGUUUUCUUGUUGCUCAUAUCUGUCUCAUGAAUGGUUAAAGGCUACAAUGCAUAUUUGAGCACUUCUUUCUGACAUGGAGAAAAGCUGAUGUUUUAGAGACAUACUACCUAGAACUGGUUAUUUUAAGCCACCUGAUAGCUACAGUCUAGUCGUCCAUUGAGAGUACAAACUUGCACAUUGCUUCUGAAGAGUUGCUGCUGUAUAUCUCAAAGCAGAAGUUCCUCAUUUUCUUUAUUUAUUUGUCUUCCUUCUACUUACAUCACAAUUUGGUAUUAAGUUGCAGCUGUUCAGUGGGAGUCACUUGCGUGAGAUUAACAGUAUUUUGAGUUUCGAUGAUGUGAACAAAUGAAGGCAAGUAGUUCUGUGCAGCAUUUAAUUCAACCAUUUCCACACACCUGUUUGGAGACGUUCUGUUUCCAUUCACCUCACCCAAUGAAAAUUCCCUCUGCUAUGAGAUUUGGUGAAUAAUGAUGCAAUUUCCAUAUCUGGUCAGUUGGGAGGGGGGGGGGGAAGGGUCACUCUUCUUGUCAGUUUUCUGUUACAUGUGAUAAUCAUUUCGCCAGUGAGUAACUUUGCAUUUAUCAUAUUUAAUGAUUCAGAUAUGUGAUCAAGUCAUAUUAGACCUAACCAAUGUGUCCCACUUUUUUUUUAAUAAUAAAAGACAUGAAAUUGUAAAAAUGUUUAUUAUUGUGAUUUGUGUUACCACUUACUAUAUAUACUGCCACAUGCUGAAACUAAUGGGUAACUGAGAUUUUGUUUGUAAUAUUAUACUUGUUAUUUUUUGUGUGAUAUAGGCCUGUGUAUAUUUUACAGAUAAGAGAUACUACCCAAUAAAGGUUAAGAGCUGAAACAGAUUGCAUUUCCUUGGAACCCAUGCAUUGGCUUGUCUGUAAAUCUGUUUCCAUGGUUACUAUAAGGAAACAUUUUACUGUUAUUUGUGAAUGAUUCCCUCCCUGAGCUGAUCAAGAAUGUCAUAGACUAUGGUAAAUAUAUGUAUGUACCCUUUAAUGAA